UGGCUGGUGGUGAAUUCCACAAAGUCAACCACAUUCCGCCUUUACUUGUGGCGUUGAGGAGGAGCUCAGUUGUUUAUUCAUUCACGUCAGCCCCUCUCGCCUUCCCUUCCCUCCUUCCUGCUACACACAACGGGGACCCACCGUUGUAACUGUUUUUCCCAUAUUGAAAUUAACCACAAUCACGCCGCCACCAUAAACCGUUUUUGGAAUCAGGAGGAGGCAAGCCGGCGCCUGGGUAGAUGUGAGCCCAAGGUAAUGGCCAGGCUGGUGGACAUAGGCACACAGACAGACCCCGUAGUCGUGCUGUCCCUGGCCCAGGCCGCCGUGCUAGGUCUCAUCUCCCAGAAUGAAGUGUUCGGCGCUACCAUUGCACCCAACGGCUUCUACACCGGCGAACCCAAAGAGUCCCCCGCACCACCAGUAGACGGCGUCGACUACGAGUACGCAGACCAGCUUAUCGGAGCCAACGGAGAUUAUCUGGGAGACAACUUGGGAGAAGACGGACAGAUGCAACCCAGCUGCAGUCAGAGGAGGUGGCAGCAGGGGCCCCCUCAACAUCCGGACGCGAAAAUGUUGGGCCCCGAUCGCCACAGCCUUCAAGGCGGUGACGUGUCCUCAUCCCAUGUGUCCUCUUCCCAUGUGAAAGGGGAAGUGGUGAACUCUGCAAUGUCCUCCUGUGUCCACAUGCUCAACAAUCUGGCUACCAGAGGUGGUUUGGUACAGGUGGAUCCAGCCACCCUCAGAGGCGCCAACAAGAACUGUGUAGAGUGUGAGCGGGAAGCAUCCAACCAGCCGCAAGCCAACACACACGGUCACCCUCCUCCCCCCCAGGUGAGCCACAGAGGAGGGGAGCAGGGCCACAGAGGGCUGCAGAGCCAGCGCCCAAUGGGGGGCCACGGUCGAGGUGGCAGAGAGGACGAAGAGGAGGUAGAACACCAGGGGAACAACAUGAUGAAGCCCACCCAGCAGGACGAAGCCAUCAGCAGCUACUUCCAGACCAGCGAAGUGGGCAGCUAUGAUUCGGCCGAAAUGGGCAUGGCGGGCGAGUACGAAGACGGCAGCCAGAACAUGAUGUGGACGGAUGGGAACGCAGGAGCGCAGCAUCAGCAGCCUCCGCACCCCCAGCCUCCUCGUCGCCACGGCGGCCGCAGAGUGGACCGGCUAGAUAUCAAUAUCCAGAUUGAUGAAUCUUACUGCGUGGAUGUGGGAGAUGGUCUGAAGCGCUGGAAGUGCCGCAUGUGUGAUAAAUCGUACACCUCCAAAUACAACUUGGUCACGCACAUCCUGGGCCACAAUGGCAUCAAGCCACACGCCUGUCCACAUUGCGGGAAGCUCUUCAAGCAGCCCAGUCAUCUUCAAACACACCUGCUGACCCACCAAGGCACGCGUCCCCACAAAUGCACCGUCUGCAAGAAGGGCUUCACCCAGACCAGCCACCUGAAGCGACACAUGCUCCAACACACUGACGUCAAGCCCUACAGCUGCCGCUUCUGCCGCCGCGGCUUUGCUUAUCCCAGCGAGCUGCGGGCGCACGAGGUGAAGCACGAGCGCGGACGUUGUCAUGUCUGCUCUCAGUGUGGCAUGGAGUUCCCCACCUACGCCCACCUCAAACGCCACCAAACCAGCCACCAGGGCCCCCACACCUUCCAGUGCACUGAGUGCAACAAGUCGUUCGCCUACCGUAGCCAGCUCCAGAACCACCUGCUGAAGCACCAGAGCCCGAGGCCUUACACCUGCUCCCAGUGCGGCCUGGAGUUUGUGCAGCUCCACCACUUACGUCAGCACUCACUCACUCAUAAGGGGAUGAAAGGCCACAAGUGUGACGUGUGUUCCCGGGAGUUCACCCUGUCCGCCAACCUGAAGAGGCACAUGCUGAUCCACAACAGCGUCAGACCCUUCCAGUGUCAUGUCUGCUUCAAGAGCUUCAUCCAGAAACAGACCCUUAAGACCCACAUGAUCGUCCACCUGCCUGUGAAGCCAUUCAAAUGCAAGGUAUGUGGCAAGUCUUUCAACAGAAUGUACAACCUGCUGGGCCACAUGCAUCUCCAUGCUGGCAGUAAGCCCUUCAAGUGUCCCUACUGCACCAGUAAGUUCAACCUGAAGGGAAACCUCAGCAGGCACAUGAAAGUCAAGCACGGCAUGGACGUCUCACCAGAAGGACAAGACGUUCUUCCAGAAAUGGAUAACCAGGGGGAGUAUGAAGGACAGAACUUCAGCUUUACCUCACCAGACAAUAUGGACAAUGGUGGCUCCCAAAACCUCACUAAACUCACUACAGCAAACAUGGACGACAUGGAGGAGUAUUACAAUUUCGGGAAGGAUACAAGCAGCUACGCUACACCUUGAGUGGUGAUAAACUGAUGAACAUGUUAUGUUUUUGUUUUUGUCUUUUUUGAAGACCGAAAGACAUUACAGAGUUGUUGUCAAGGCUUUGGGAGAGACUGGGGACAGGGAUUGUUUUAGUUUUGGCCUCCUUCCAGAAGAGCCAGAACUGAUGGACUCUGAUUGGGAGGCCAGGAAGGAGACGCACUUCAAGGGACACCUUUCAGUUCUGUUGCUGUGGCAGAGACACUGAAACUGCCGACGCUGGUCUGGAGCUCAUUCUUUUUGGGAUUACUGUGCUUACCGUCUCAAAAACUCUCACUGGCAGACAGUCAAAUCUGUAUGUUGUGUGUAUGUAUCAGUUAUUUGAAGAAGAAAAAAAGAAAAGUUGCAGAGCCAUCAGUUACAUUUGAUGUGAUAGAAAUUUGUUUACCAUUUUUGCCAUGUUUUUUGUCAUCCACAACCAAUGUAUGCCCUUAUAUUUUUGACUGAAAGUGCCAGCUAGAUACAUUUGCAACUAAGCUUCCACCAUGUCAGCUAUUUACUCACUGUAUAUUGAACUUUUGAUACAUAGUCACAACAUAUUCAUAGGUUUGAAUGCUCUUACUAAACAGUUACCCAUUCCUGCCCAGCCCUCCGUUUAAACAGGCCGCUCUUUCAAUGCGUGUGUGCUUUCUACACAGGACAUUGUAGCCUUUUUUCUUGCCAGGGCACUUACUACCAAAGUUGCUACUGUCUCAUGUCGGCUGAUAACCAGAAAACAAUGUUACCGACAUGUAAAGCCCUGCCACUGUACAAAUGAUCCUGCAACAUGCAGUGUGUUUACACACCGUUUUUGUCUCACAUGGUUUAGCUUUACAUUAAUAUUCUAUCCCGUGUAGUGAAUAUACUGCUCAAAGUUUUUGAAUUACAGAGUGAACAAUACAAAGCACUUUUUUUUUUUAUUGAGACCUGUCAUUUUUCUGUGAAGGCUGUCUCCAGGAGGAGUGAACUCAUUUGCCUCAAGGAGAAGAGCUGGGGGAAAUAAGAUCUUAUAAUCUUCCAAACCCCCAUAACGGCAAUAUUAAUAAACACAAACAGAUAUGCUUUCUCAGUAGUUUCUUUUUUGUAAACUGCAGUUUCCUUGAUAUGGAUAUUUCACAGUUGUCAGUUUAAAUGUGAAUUGAAGAAUGAGCAGUUUGGAUGGAGAAUCAGCAGUUUGGGUUUUUUGUUGUUUGUAGUUUCAGCACUCUUAAAUCCAGGGCUGUUUUCACUUCACUUUCAAUUCACUUAAUUCAGAAAGAUAUUUCCCCUCUCAAUGGGGGAAAAACACUGAGAGUGGAUAUCAAAUCCAGUCUAGAUUUAAAAGAAGAGAAAAUUAUUUGGUGGCCCAGGUUACAUUUUGUAUGAUUGAAUUGAAAGUGGACUGACACCAGUCCUGUUAUUCAUAAUUCUGUUUUGGGGAAGACAGUCAGCUCCCCCUGUCCUGCCAUGCAGGUCAGCCUUGAUAUGCACACUAAACCAGAGGAACCGUCUGCUUCUUCUUUGAGAUGAGGAAUAUCAAACUGAGACCUCAUGGAAAUUGACCAUGACUUAUUUAAUAAAGGUUCUCUAGUUUAAA
Molecule: messenger RNA, 3922 nt
Organism: Perca flavescens (yellow perch)
Lineage: Eukaryota; Metazoa; Chordata; Actinopteri; Perciformes; Percidae
Gene: znf710b
Product: zinc finger protein 710b
Exons: 5
Coding region: 256-2346 (696 amino acids)
Biological process (GO): regulation of gene expression
Cellular component (GO): nucleus
Source: RefSeq, a predicted model, not a curated record